AUGGCGUCCACGUCUGCCGCCUUGCCUCGUCUGGCCAUCUUCGAAGCCGUGGCUCGGCACGAUCCCGAUGCCCUCGCCGUGGUCCACUCGCUGUCUGGCCGCCGUUUCACCUACGGCCAGCUGCUUGGCGACGUGCGCCGAGCGAGGGCCCGGCUGCUCGAGGCUCGCGGCAAAAGCACUGGCGAUGACCUGGACGGCGAGAGGGUGGCCCUUCUGGUAGAGAAUAGCUACGACUACGUAGUCACUCUCCUAGCCAUUCUGGCCGCACGCUCAAUAGCCGUACCACUGUCUCCCGCCUUUCCCAUUCCCGAACUAGAGUAUGUCCUGAACCACAGCGAGGCCUCGUUGCUCGUGUCCUCGCCCAAGUUUGCCUCCAAGGCCCAGCAGGUCUUGGCUGCAGACUUAACGUCCAAGCCAUCCCACGUGGAGCUACCCAAGCAUGCCGAAAGUGCGGCUGCAACGGGCGAGAAUGUUCCCUUGGAAGACGAUGCCAACCCGGGGCAAGCUGGUCUCAUGCUCUACACGUCGGGGACGACUAACAAGCCGAAAGGCGUCUUGCUCCCCCAGUCUGUCUUAACCGCCCAGGCCCGCUCUCUCCAUGAAGCUUGGGAAUACUCUCCUGCGGAUCACCUCCUCCAUCUUCUCCCCCUCCACCACAUCCAUGGCGUCGUCAACGCCAUCCUGACGCCUCUACUCGCCGGGUCAUCCAUCGAGUUCAUGUUCCCCUUCAACGCCGAUGCCGUCUGGAAUCGCCUUGCCGCCCCGUACCUCCCCUCAUCCGAGACUACCAACGGCAAUGGCAUCACUACCAACGGUGACGCUGCCUCCAAGUCUUCUUCCAAGCCCAAAGUCACCUUCUUCACCGCGGUCCCAACCAUCUAUAGCCGUCUCCUCAAUAGCCACAAGUCCCUGCCCCCUUCCAUCCAGGAUGCCGCUCGCCAGGCCGUCUCCCCCUCCAACAUGCGCAUCAACAUCUCUGGAUCGGCCGCCCUUCCCACUCCGAUCAAAACGGCCUGGGCAUCCCUCAGCAACGGCAACGUCCUCCUGGAGCGCUAUGGUAUGACCGAAGUCGGUAUGGCGCUCUCCUGCGGCCUAUCCUUCGCUGACCGCGUCGACGCCUCCGUCGGCUGGCCCCUGCCCUCCGUCCAGGCCCGCCUCGUGGACGUCGAUACCGCAGAAGUAAUCCUUCCCGGCCAGGAACUCGACGCCCAAGGCCGCGAGCGCUCCGGCGAGAUCCAGCUCCGCGGUCCCACCAUCUUCAAGGAAUACUGGCGCAACCCAGCGGCCACCGAAAAGGAGUUUACAGCUCCCGACCCGGACGGCAACGGCGCCUGGUUCAAGACGGGCGACGUCGCCGUCCGCCGCCCCGUCUCGACCGCGGGCCUCAACUCCGCCGCCCAGCCCUGGGCCCAGGGCCCCCUGUACUUCAUCCAGGGCCGCAAGUCCGCCGACAUCAUCAAGACGGGCGGCGAAAAGGUCAGCGCCCUCGAGGUCGAGCGCGAGCUCCUCUCCCUGCCGCAGGUCGCCGAGGCCGCCGUCGUCGCCGUGCCCAGCGGCUCGUGGGGCCACAAGGUCGGCGCCGUCAUCGUCUUGGACCGCUCCGUCGCAGAGAAGUGGUCGGCCCUGGAGAUGCGCCGCGCCCUCAAGAGCCGUCUCGCAAACUACAAGAUCCCGCAAGUCAUGAAGGUGGUCGAGAGCAUCCCGCGCAACGCCAUGGGCAAGAUCAACAAAAAGCAGCUUGUCAAGGCCAUUUUUGCCGAUGAGCACAGUGGCGAUGAAGCAUGA
This is a messenger RNA of Trichoderma harzianum CBS 226.95, 1785 nucleotides long. RefSeq lists its product as hypothetical. The transcript is spliced from 3 exons. The record is from RefSeq and is a predicted model, not a curated record. The coding region runs from base 1 to 1785 and encodes 594 amino acids. Gene Ontology annotation, molecular function: medium-chain fatty acid-CoA ligase activity. Gene Ontology annotation, biological process: fatty acid metabolic process. NCBI's taxonomy places the organism in Eukaryota, Fungi, Ascomycota, Sordariomycetes, Hypocreales, Hypocreaceae.